AAACCUCUACAAUUUGCGAAUCGUGUUUUGGUUUGUUCUCGCGCAAUGGCACAGGGAAAAUUGAAAGUAAAAUCGAAAGCACCAAAUCUGAAGAAAGCUGCUAACAAGAAAAAGGGAACGGCAUUCAAUAAACGGAAAAAUGCACCCAUCCAGUCGAAGAAACACAAGUUCGAAGAGGCACACAAACUGAAGCAAGUUAUUACCAAAACAGUCAACAAGAAGAACGAGGAUGAUAUACGGAAGAUUGCGUACGAAGGUCAGACAAACCUUAGUCAAGCGCAAUUAGCUGUGCAGGAACAUCAUCGGAAGCAGAAUCAGAACGAUGGAGCUGAGGCGGGUACUUCGAAAAAUAACUGAAGAAUACACAGUUGUUCUGUACCUAUACGGUCAUUCAAUUGGCUGAAAAAGGACAUAAUAUUGCUCACCUUACCAUCCAUCAAGUUGUUUACUAAUGUGGUUUUAUUUAAUAUUAAAGAACCAACCAUCUUCCUUACACAAGCGAUCGCUUUUGGUUUCGGAUAUCCCAGUAAUCCCUCGUGGUAGCAAGAUGCCCCGGAGGUAUGAUUAGAAGAAGGAUAUACAUUUAUACGCAGAUCAAACAAAAUCACGCCCAGCAAACAUGGGUGGGUGGCAUGUGAAUUGUUUUGUUCCUGAACAAACAAGAGAAGAAAACCAGCAAGAUAAUAGCGAAUAGUCUCACAGUAAUGUGUUUCU
Messenger RNA from Anopheles moucheti, 714 nucleotides. RefSeq lists its product as uncharacterized. The transcript is spliced from 2 exons. NCBI's taxonomy places the organism in Eukaryota, Metazoa, Arthropoda, Insecta, Diptera, Culicidae. The coding region runs from base 46 to 357 and encodes 103 amino acids. The record is from RefSeq and is a predicted model, not a curated record.